This is a messenger RNA of Diabrotica balteata, 4567 nucleotides long. The record is from the annotation of a GenBank genome assembly. Lineage: Eukaryota; Metazoa; Arthropoda; Insecta; Coleoptera; Chrysomelidae.
GAAAUGUCAAAGUGCCGGAAGUAUAUUUUAAAUGUUUUUACCCUAAUUUUGGUGAAUGAAAGACAUUUAAUAAAAAAUUUCGAAAUGAGUUCUACUAGCAAUACUUUUGAAAGAAUUCAAAACGAAAUCAGAGAAAACUUAGAACGUGAAAAAGAAUUGAAAACUGGACAUACCAGCUUAAAUGGGGUUAGUUAUUCACAGGGAGAUAUUUCAGCAACUGCAACUAACGGCACUUUACCAAAAACCAAUGGGUUUACUAGAAGAUUCAUUCCAAAUACCAAUGCCAGAGGUGUAAUGCAAAAAUUUUUUAAAAGCAGAGGUAAAUUUAAUAAUUCAACUAUAAAUGCUGUAGAUCUACAAAAUUCUUUUGAACCUGCAAAAAUUACUAUUAAAAAAGGUGAAAACCUUAGAAAUGGCUAUGUGUCUGCGGAAGAAAAAAUAGUUAAAGAAUUAUUAGAUUUCCAAAAACGUGAAACAGAAUUAAGAGAGGAACGUAGAAAGUCUCAGCCAGAUUUAAUGAGAGCUUUAGAGCUAGAAGAAAAUCAAAUGAAAAAUGGCAAUAGUAAUAGUAGUAUUUUGAAAUCAGCCAAAUCUUUGUCUAAUUUAUAUCAAAUAAGCAAUACUACAAAAAGUGUGAAUGAGUCCAAUUAAAAUAUACUUUCCUUGCAGUAUUGUGAUCUCUAGGCUAAGAGCAACAUUUAGGUAGCAUCCGUCCAUGGAAAACGAAUUUUAUAUCAGCUAUUUUUUUAUUUCUUCCAAAGUGGUUAGUUAAGUGUUAAAUUUAAUAUCAGUUCAAUGCAAAACCAAAUCUGCUAUAUGUGUUUAAUUUUACAUAAUGCAUUGUAUUUAUUUUAUUUAUUUAUAGAAUUUUAAGUUUAGUUAGGAGAUUAUAUUUUCUUCAGUGAGCUUUCAUUGCUGGCACGCGGUUGCGUGAAAUUUUUUCUCGACUAUUUAAUGAUCUCGAUGAUAUUCAGUUACUAUUUUUUGAUAGAUAUAUUUAAUUAUCGUUGAACCUAUAAAAUCGUAAACCAAGUCAAUCAGCAUAAACACAAUUAGGCUCUGUUAUAUGGAUUUCACUUGCAAAAUUCUUGGUGUCGAUGUCUGUUUGGAUAAAAAAAUGAAUCGACUCUUAUUGUUUUUAUUAUACACGCAACUUGCAAUUGAGUAUCACUGAAUUUAUGGUAGUAUUUAGUUAAAAAUGAUUUAAAGUUGGUUUUUAUAUAUGAAAAAGUAGGCAGUCUUAAUAUUUUAUUAAUAAUCAUUGUGUCAAAAAGAAACUACGUUAUCAAUUUAUUAACUAAAUUUAUAUUUAUUACAAAUAAAAUAAGCCUGAGGUAUUAAAGACAAAAACCUAUGUUUUUUUUUAUUUUUGUAUAAUUGAAUGAUAUAGAUGCAAAAUUCACAUUCUCCACGUUUCUCAACUAUUUGAAAAAUGAGAAAAACUAUUUACUAUUGAAGGUCAUGGUAUAAUGCUUCAACUUUUUUGUGUAAUAACUUCGUUGUAAUAGAAACUGUUUGCCUAAACUUUAUGGGGGUAUUUAGUGAACAUUGUUUUGUAAAUUUUAUUUAAAAUUCAGACAAUGUGAGUUUUGUACCAAAAUUUGGUUAACUGUGAGUUUUGCACCAAAAUCUCAUGGAUAAUGUUAGUUAUGAUGCAAAAUAUUUAAACUUUGCUUUAUUUAUAUUUUAACCUUAAAUUAAAAACUAAAACCAAAAAAAGAUGAUUUAUAUUGUUGAUUUUUGUGGGUUAGAAAUAAAAACAAUAGAUAAAUUAUUUUAUUUCAAUUAUAAUUUUACCAAAUCAUUAAAUUUAGUUUACAGUGUUAUGAUGUUUUACUCUUCAAAACUAAUUGUUAUUUGUUUUGUAAAUCAGACUUGCUUUGAUUGUUUUACACUGAUUAGAAUAACGUAUUUUUAAACAUUAAGAAUGUUGACUUCUUCGAUAUGUUCACAAACUGACUCGGGUUCUACAUUCUUAUCAGCCCCAUCGAUGACAUUUUUGUAGAAGAGUAAAUUCUCAUUGUCCCUCCACUGGUCCCCAUAAUGCUUCUUCAACAAGUUGUUGACGUCAACUUUCUUCACUGGUUUCGUCGAGUUUGACGAAGGAAUCAAGUUUGGGUUCAUGUUGAAAAGCAGUUUUCCUGGCUUGGUUAAAGACUUUGCCACGCCCAAGUACCCAGGUGCAUGUUUAGAAAGUCAGAAACAAGCCAUGGCCACGACUAUUGAAUUUUUGUUCUGGACCCCACAUUCAUCACUCACUAAUCGCACAGUAGUAAUAGGCCUUUUCAUUUCUGUUGUUUCAAAAAGUGUAUCAAAGAAGUGUAUCAAAAACAAACGAAGCAAUUUCAUUAGAUCCUUUUUUAAACUUGAUUUUUGUCCAAAUAUAGGAUGUCACAUUAUCUGGAGUCAGUUUACUUUUAGAAUUGUCUUUGACCACAGUGAAAUUGUAAAGGUAGAUUUGCCUACUAUAAUAAGUGGCUUGAUCUGGUAAUUUGGGCAACGGUAGGUUUUUUUGACAAUCAAAACAGAAAAUCAAAAUUUUUGGGUCAGUGCAUUUUACUGAUUCAAAAAAAGCCUUAGCACCUAAUUUAUGAACACGUUUUUCAGUCAUGAGCUCUUCUUUUUCGUUGCCUUGCUGUUCGUGUUUUAAUCGUUCAUCUAACUGCAGACAAGUAGAGCAAACGUCUACCCCAGGGGACCCGAAGCCAUGAUUGUACUUCGUGUUGAAAAUUGACCUAAAGUACUAGUGUUACUUUCAAAUCACUCUGAUCUUCUGUGAGUGAACUGAUAUACAUUUUCCACAUUUUUCUAAUAUUUAAAUCAGCAGAAAGAUAUUUUCUGCUCGUAUGUUUGGCAUCGUAAUGAGGCUCUGGACAUUUGAAUCUAUUUAUAAAAUUCAUUACAUGCGUUUUCUUAUGAAAACUUUUAGUAGAAACCCUGUCACCUCCUCUGAUUUCUUUACUAAGCUGACCGGUUUCUCUGAAACGCUUCAAAAUACCAUUUACCCGAGAUCGUGAAACCUGAAGUACACCUAUGAACGUGUUAAGGCACACAGGCAUCAUGGAUUUAUCUUUUAAGCAUAUAAAAUAUUUGGUCCUCAUAGGUCGUUUUUUGUACCGUCCAGAAGUUGGUCGUCUUCUUUUAACUUCUAAUGAUGAGGAAAACUUCAGAAAUAAAAUUAUCUUGGUAAACCUUAUCUUUUUGAGAGUAGAAGUUUUGAUGGAAACGUCUAAUGUCUUGGAAAGGAACGGUAGCGCAUUGAAAUUGUCUUCCUCCAUGGUUACAAGAUUCGCAGAGUACUUAUACAAGAAAAUUAUUAUUAACUUUCUAUUCUUUCACAGUUAAUGAGCUAACAAUAUUUUUCUUGGUUCGAAAUGUAGUGAAAAUUACUUAAAAACAACUUUGAUAAGGCUAAUCUACUAAUAUUUUAGACUAAUAUCAAUUAACCUUGCUACUUUAGAUUUGUUUCGUUUCCACUGCUAUGAACUUAUUUUCUUUUUCCUUGUUUGACCAUUUGAGGGCUCUCGUAUUAUUUAAACCACAAUCAUAAAAGCGUUAAUAAACCUUAACAAGCACAUGUAAAUACCACAAGUGAGGAGAGGUUAAAAAAACCGUUGACAAAACAUCACCAGAGUGACGAAAAUCACGUGAUAUGCCCUACGCAGUCUGAUUGGUCGAAUUGGAGAAUGUUAAUUUUGCUGCAAAUCAUGUGUUGGAUAAUGUGACUUAUGUUUCAGAACUUCAUUUUCAAUAUGGUUUUUCGAUAUUGAAAUGUGAGUUUUGGUUCAAGAUAUCAUUACGGUUCGAUUCGCCUUUAAAAGACGAAUUUAUUGAUAUACAUAACUGAAAAUUUGGAGAUGUGAAUUUUGUAUCUACACUGUCAUUAUAUACCUAUUAAGGAAUAGCCUUAAUGUAAAAGUAUUAUAAACUGUUAAAGCAGGGAAUAUAUGUAUCUCAUUCAACCCGUUGUCACCUUUUUUUCUGUUUAACUUCUCUUUGAUGGCCAAGUACAACCAGUAUCUUUUCAUAUGAACGGAAUAGGUAUAUGAAGUUAUAAAAAAUCCCGUCUAUUCUGUAUUCUCUCUAAAACUCUGAAAAACAUCGUGGGUUGUAUGCAAUAGUGGCACAACACAAAAAAUUUUUCAAAUCAGGGGUUUAAAGUUUGUGUGCCAAUAAUUUUGUCUUAUUUGUUUUACUAUGUAGAUUGGGAUUUUUGAAAAAAAAAAAUUGGUUUAUUUGCGAGUGCGUUAGGUAGCCAUUAAUGAAUUGUAACACAGACUUUUAAUUCAAUCCUUAUUUUGAGUGGUGCCACUAUUGCAUAUCAACAUUUUGUCUUUCAAGACUAAUUAGGGCAAAUUUUUGGUUUAACAAUCGUUUAAUUUUUGUAUUUGUGUAAAUUAUGUAACUUAAUGUAUAAAAACCAACAUAACAGAGUAAUUGUUACGAAAUAUGUCAAAAAAACGAAAUUCUAAUAAAAGAAUUCAUGUGAAGUGAACAUUGGCACUAUUAACCUUAUUUACAAAAUUUAUUUAUAGAAAAUAUGUAGCAAUAUAAAAUAUUAUUUAUU